Messenger RNA from Drosophila mojavensis, 5411 nucleotides. RefSeq names its product putative RNA exonuclease pqe-1. Bases 150 to 5348 code for a protein of 1732 amino acids. The transcript is spliced from 3 exons. The record is from RefSeq and is a predicted model, not a curated record. NCBI's taxonomy places the organism in Eukaryota, Metazoa, Arthropoda, Insecta, Diptera, Drosophilidae.
CAUUUUAGAGCUGUCAGUUCUCUGCUUUUCAUUUGCAGUUUUCAACAAGCUUAGCAUUUAAAAAAAAUUGUCUAAUCAACGUAGCUCAAUUUUUGCUUUCUACAGAAUUCGGUUAUUUCUUCAGUUCUUCAGUUUUUAUCGUGAAUAUCAUGCAAAAAUACCAAUUGGAACAGCAAUCGCAAGCUCUCUACCACGGACACGUGGUACCGCAGCCGCAGCCGCAGUCGCAGCCGCAGCCGCAGCCGCAGUCGCAGCCGCAGUCGCAACCGCAGCCGCAGCCGCUGCCUCUGCAGCAGGAAGUGGAAGCAAUGAAUAUGCAAAAUCUUCCACCAAACGGGUUGUAUCAUAAUGGCGUCUGGUAUAAUAACACCACGCAGCCGUUCAACUCGUACCAGCCGGCGGAGGGCGGGCCUGUGUCCGUGCAAGUGCCGGUGGUACCCCAAGCGACGUAUGAAGGGCAGUCAUUUUUCUGUCAGCCAACUCAGUUGCUGGAGAAUCCGGACCAGGGCAAUGCAGGUGCCGCUUCCGCCGAAGGUGCUGUGGAGGCACAGGCUCAGGUGCAGCCGCCGGUCGUCUAUCAGCAGCCGUGCCAGAUGGUGCAGCCGAUGCAGGCGAUGCAGCCGAUGCAGAUGGUGCCAACUGCAGCGACCAAUCAGCCGGACAAUCAGUCGGCCUACAUCUAUCAGCCGUACAAUCAAACUUUUCAGCCCAUGCAGCUGGUCGUUGCACCACCGAACGCACCGCAAGGCAAUCGAGCACAGGCGAAUGGAGUGCCACAGAAUGGGGGCCAGUUGCUUGGAGCUGCCAAUGUGCAGCAGGCGAUGCAGGUGCAGAUGCAGCACCCAAUGCAGGUGCCGCAGCAAAUGCAUAUGCAAAUGCAGCAGCAAAUGCAGAUGCAGAUGCCGCAGCCAAGGCAGGCGCCAAUGGAGUCGCCGAUGCAGGCACCGAUGCAUCAGCUAAUGCAGGCGCCGAUGCAGGUGCAGAUGCAGCAGCAGGCUUUAAAGGAGGCGCCGAUGCAGGCGUCCAUGCGGAUGCAACAGGCAAUGGAUCCAGCAAUCCAACAUGCAGUGCAGGCCUUAAAGGAGGCACCGAUGCAGGUGCAGAUGCAGCAGCCGCUGCAGGUGCAGAUGCGGCAGCCAAUGGAUCCACAAAUUCAGCAGCGAAUGCCGCAGGAUUCAGGUGCAGCUGCACCAGCUUUAGCGCUCGCGCCACCAGUGGAGCCAAAUUAUCCUUAUAAGAUCUACAACUAUCAGGAUGGGACUGGCCAACCGAGGCAAGCAGCACCGGCACUGCCACCACUACCGCCACCGCCUGCACCACCGCAAUUGGCAGCACCACAAGCAGCAGCCCAGUCGGUGGAGCAGCAGCCAGGAUUCUGCAUGCAAUGCUGCUACCCGUGCUGCACCAAUCCGGUGGUGGGCGCACCGUCCGCCAAGCAGCCAGCUGAGGCCGAGUCGGAGCUGCUCGAGAUCGACAUAGCUGUGGCCAGCGACGUCUACAUAACCCGUACGAACGAGAAGCUAAUGGUCACCAUUUACAAGCAGAAGAAGUCGACCAAAUCUGAAUUCUCCCAGAAUGUCUAUAUAAAUGGGGGUCCGCCACCUGAGGCCCACGUGCAGGCUGAACCGGACAGCAACGGGGCCUCUGUUCCUGCCAGUCAGCCAGCGAACCCGGUCGGCUACAUUGCUGCACCACCGUCUGAGGUCCCUCAUGAAGCGGCUGCCAAUCAAGCACCACCCCUGGCCCAAAUGGAGCCUACUAAUCUUUGUGCCCGGGAGCAGCCGGAGCCCAAGAUUGCUCAAGCAAACGAAAUGGAGCAAUUCAAACCGCGCAUUCUGCCUUUCGAUGAGAAUGGUCAAUCGCGUUUCUCUGAAUGCAACGACAUGGAAACACGCUGGCAUCAGGAGAUACGGGAUAAAAUGGACAAUCAGCUGGACAAGGAAAUAGAACAAACACUAGAAAAUCAAUUGCAGCUCAAAAUGGAACCUAAAAUGGAAAAUAAUACCGAAAAUUCUACGGAAGGUCCGUACGAACAGUUUCGAGCACCGCGUCGCAUUAUGCAACCCAUCAAUCCAAUGCCGAUAGCUAGGCCACCGAGAGACGAACCAAAACAUUAUAGGACUAACUUUUCAGGUUAUAAACACGGUCAGAGUUCAUUGCGCGAGAAGCCGGAAUUUGUCGUCAAGGAAAUUCUUAAAUCCACCAAGCAAAUACAGCAGCUAUCCAACAAUAAUGCGAAAGCUGAUAAAAUUCCAAUGAACGGCUCUCAUUUGCAGGCGGAGCAGACUUUGGCUCCAAAGAACGAUUCCCAUUCAAAGACUGAGCAGACUUUGGCUCCAAAGAACGAUUUUCAUUCAAAGACUGAGCAGACUUUGGCUGCAAAGAACGAUUUCCAUUCAAAGACUGAGCAGACUUUGGCUGCAAAAAAUGAUCACCAACUAAAGACUGAGCAGACCUUGACUCCAAAGAACGAUUCCCAUUCAAAGACUGAGCAAACUUUGGCUCCAAAGAACGAUUCCCAAUCAAAGACUGAACAGACCUUGGCUCCAAAGAACGAUUCCCAUUCAAAGACUGAGCAAACUUUGGCUCCAAAGAACGAUUUUCAUCCAAAGACUAAGAAAACCUGGGUUCCAAAAAACGAUUUCCAUUCAAAGACUAAGCAGACCUGGGCUCCAAAAAACUAUUCCCAUUCAAAGACGAAGCAGACCUGGGUUCCAAAAAACGAUUCCCAUUUGAAGACUGAGCAGACCUUGACUGUAAAUAACGUGAAAGCAACUAAGGCUACAUCAAAUUCAAAUCAAGUCAACUCAAACAACAGGCAACAGUUGUCGCAAAACUCCGAUAAUUUGAUAGUUAACAUAGCUCCGGGAAAUGGAAACAACAUCCAAACUGUUCAGGACUCAAGUUUAAUACAGCCACUCACUGAAGUCAGCGUAUCUCAGUCUCAGGCUGUGAAACCAAAGACUGAGUCCAUUACACCAGAGAGUCCGAAACCAGCUCAAGGCCCUCCCCAGGAACCAUCGAUCCAACCGAAUCGAAAGACAGAACCAAAGAAAAGCCCUGUAGAUUCGCCAGCUUCAAAAACAGCAAAACAAGACAAUUCUAAACAGAUUCAGAAGCCAAAGGGCAUACCAAGGAUUUCCAAGAAGCAAGCUAACCUCUUGGCACGUAGGAACCAAAGGCCAUUCCAGCUGCAAGCUGAAAGAUCAAGCCCGAAGAAACCGCAAUCAAGAGCGACCUUUGCUCCACUCAUCUAUAAUCUAUCAGGUCCGGAGGGUCUGCGCGAAGGGUCGUCUACUCAACAGAAGUCUGCUGUAAAUGUGAAGAGCGCAGCCGAAAACUCAUUAGCGAAAUCAAGUCAGAGCAGCCCGAAUGUAAAUGGAGAGACUAUCAAGACAGAUUUACUAAGGGCAUCUUCAGUGAUUUCGAGGGAUGCUCCAAAGUCAUCCUCGGCAUGCAAUAAAUCCUCAGAGAGUACGCCGCAAGUAAGCCCAAGAGAGCCCAAGCCUGUAGUUCCAGAAAAGACGUACCAGCCCCCUAGUCCAAAGGUUGAUCAUCGCAAUUUAGAACAAACAGCAAACGAGGCGACAUCUUCUACAAAGGUUCAGUCCAAGUUGGCUCAGGUCAAAGAUCAAAUUGAUGAUUUGAGUUCAAAGUGCGUUACUCCAGCCAGAGCGAGUAACCCAGUUUUGGCACCGGCCAAGCAAAAUCGAUCUGGGCGAGCGGCACAUGCUCGUAAUAACGCAUCAAAGGCUCCUAACUCAAAAGCUCAAGCCAAACAAAAGGGUCAGACGACGAAAAAGAAAUCAUCCGAAUCUGCUCCAUUGAAUAAGUCAUCGAAAACAGUUGGCGCACAGCAAGCAACGAAGGUUCUCCCAAAAGUAAAAGAACCUAUUAUUAUACAGUCGGUAGAGAUCAUCAGGCAGCCAGAUAAGACAUACAAUCAAAGAAAAUCAGCAGCUGAGGACCUAAAGCCAAUAGCUACAGAAGCUGCUGGAAAGGAUUCCAAAGACGUUAUGAAAAAUCAAGCUAUCCUAUCUACAGAAGAUUCGGCUGCGGCUGAGGUCAAGAAAAGUGACUUGAAGCCGGAUGAAAGUGGCGAUCAGUCGCUAGAAUUGGAGCAGAAUAAAACUGAAGUAUCUGAAGCAGGUGCUGAAACGGAGGGUGCUAUAUCGGUAGAGCUACAGAAAGGAUUCAAGGACGGGGAGGUGGAUUCAAUGAAAACUCAAUCGAACUUAGUGCCAUGCCCUGAUAGCUGGGAAGAGUUAGCGAAAGACGAAUCGAAAGUAAUGCAACCACAUCCUGAAGAGAUGGAGUCCAAUCAGGUAGCUAACGAGGAGGUAGAUUCUGGGACAAUUCAAUCGUUCUUCUCCACAAACAAUGAGCUAGUGGUGGACCUGGAUUCAAACGUAAAGACGUUAAUUAUGGAGCUCAUACAGACAGUGGAGCAUACAUUGUUUCAUAGCCAGGAGGUGGAUUCAAAUACAAACCAAUCAACACCCAGUGAUGAGAACGAGGAGCUAGAGAAAAGCGAGGAGGUGCUGGAAGAGAGAAAUCUGUUGAGCUCGACUUCAGAGGGUACUACGUCGGUAGAGGUAGAGCAACGCGACGAGGAGCAAGGCUUAGAGGGUGCCACAUCGGUAGAGCUGAAGGAAUCUCAAUCAGAAGGAGUUACAUUAACUGAAAUCAAUGAGAACAGUCCAGGGUCAGCCUCGAAGCAUGCUGAAAUCAAUAUGCUGCUCACUCACAGUGACAUAGAAUUGGCUUUGGAGGAUGCAAACCAGAUGGAGAACAAUGCAGUCAGUCAGGCCAGCUCAGGCGAACCAGGGUUAGAGCUCAAUGUAAGUGAAACCGAAUCGAAAAUAGAUGUCAAUAGGGAUCAAACAAAAAGUUCGGAAAAUUCAGAAAGUACAAUAGCAGCGAAUGAGGGGGACGUGGUAAACGCCAAUCCAGGCGAGCCAGACAAAGAUGAAGCUGAUGCGGAGGUACAGCCUUUUGGCGUGCAGCAAAGGAGUACGUUAAAAAAGAAAAGCCCGAGACUCUCGAGAAUGGAGCGCAAGGCGAUGCGACGCGAGGCAAAGAAGGCGCUACUCGAAUCGCUGGCCCAGAAGAAGAAGGAAGAGACCGAAGGCAAUGAUAAGCAACCAAGUGAGCAGGCGAACGAGGAGCAGUCGGAAAAGCCCAAGGUCAACAAGAAGAAGAAGAUUAAGAUAUAUGGCUUCGAAAGGGAGGAUAGUUCCGAAUCAAGUUCCGAGGAGGAAAUCGAUAGUCCGGAAUUGAAUGAUAUUAGCAACCCACUUUUGCGACGCAAACUCAAUUCAAUCAUUCAGAAAAUUAAUAAGCUGUAAUCUACCAAAAUUAUAUCAAUAAAGAAUAUAAAUAUGUAUAAUUAAAGAACUAAUUUUUUUUUU